Molecule: messenger RNA, 1161 nt
Organism: Lachancea nothofagi CBS 11611
Lineage: Eukaryota; Fungi; Ascomycota; Saccharomycetes; Saccharomycetales; Saccharomycetaceae
Source: the annotation of a GenBank genome assembly
AUGACUCAAAGUAAAGGAACGUACGAGAAGAAAUCCUUCUCACGACAGGAGUGGAAAGAGUACGUCUUGGAUUCUGCGAUACCAUUCGACGUUGCAGGAGCCUCCGGCGAUUUGCACGGCAGCCCAACGUCACAACUCAAGAGGUCAUGUCCAGAACCUUCCUUGACUCAUUUGCUCUUGAACUACUUCGUUGUUAUGAGCUAUGAGGAGUCGAGCAUUCGAAUGGCCAAAGAACUGGGGUACAUUCGAAGCAAUAAGGACGCGGCGUCGUUCAACAAAAUAUACAAAAUAAGGGAGAGGGCUCACGUACGUGAGCUCAUUAAAGGAGGCCAGAUACUGGAGGCGAUAGAGGAAAUAUACACAGAGUUUGGGGUUCAGGUUUUGGAAGACAGUAGCACCAGCGCAAGUGAGAACAAGACCACAGACGAAGACGACUUGCAUUUUAAGCUCUUAUUACUGAAUCUCAUAGAGAUGAUCCGGAAACAUCACCAAAGUGGGGCAACGCCGGAAGAAUCUAGUGGAUUCAUUCUGGAACUUAUCGAAUACUCCCAAGAAAGACUGGCGCUCAAAGCAGAUUCGAACAAACAAUACAUGAAGGAAUUAGAGCUCGUAAUGACGUUGCUUUUAUUUCCUAUGGAACAGUCCUCCACAAAUGGAUCAACGCUGGUGCUACCAAAAAGUCUCCGCAACCUAUACUCUCUUUCGUUGCGAACCAAAAUCGCAGAUUUGGUAAAUCGCAAGCUUUUAGAGUCGAUGCAAUCCCAAGUUUCGUCUUCCACAAGCAACGGAGCUUUUCCAGAUCUUAUUGGCUUCAAAGUCACACAUCAGGGACGUGACAACUAUAAUGGCCUUUUCCAAGCCAGCAACAAGGAAGAUGCAGGUUUUGAAUCCGCCUCGACAAAGCCGAGUGAAACACAAGAAAACUUUAAGCGUCCAACGACAGGUAAGCCCUGGCAAAACAAUGCUUGGAAAACGACUAGCGACCUCAUAAAGGACCAGGAGCAAGAAUCCUACGAUGACAGUGGCGCUAAUUCGCCAGGUGCCCACAAAAAGAUUGAAUAUGAAGCAAAGCUAAAUCAGGUAAUGAAGCUAUGGGCUUGGUGUGAAAACCAGCUGCACAAUUGUGGUGUUGGAGUUCCUCGAGUAGAGGGCGGUGUAUAG